CAAUUUUGUGUUUUCCACUUUAGGUCCUUCGUCUGAACCACCUGUAGUAGAGUCAAAGGAUAGAAAAGCUAAUGCACAUCUGAUCUUAAAAUUACUCUGUGAAAGUGUAGUACUUCGACCGUACCUUCGAGAAUUGCUUUCAGCCAAGGAUGCAAGAGGAAUGACACCUUUUAUGCUGGCUGUUGGUGGAAGAGCUUAUCCUGCUGCGAUUACUAUUCUAGAAACUGCUCAGAAAAUAGCCAAAGGCGAUGUCUCAGGUGAAAAGGAAGAAGAUGUAUUCAUGAGCAUGAUUUGUCCACCUGGUACUAAUCCUGAUGACUCUCCGUUGUAUGUCUUGUGCUGCAAUGAUACGUGUAGUUUUACAUGGACUGGAGCAGAACAUAUUAACCAGGAUAUUUUUGAAUGCCGGACGUGUGGAUUGCUGGAGUCUCUGUGCUGCUGUACCGAGUGUGCAAGAGUAUGUCACAAAGGACAUGACUGCAAGCUGAAAAGGACAUCCCCUACAGCAUAUUGUGACUGCUGGGAAAAGUGUAAAUGCAAAACGUUGAUUGCAGGACAGAAGUCUGCUCGUCUUGAUUUGCUCUACAGGCUCCUUACUACAACCAAUCUCGUCACACUGCCAAAUAGCAGGGGUGAGCAUCUGUUGCUCUUUUUAGUUCAAACAGUUGCUAGGCAAACUGUGGAGCACUGCCAAUAUCGGCCACCUCGGAUAAGAGAGGAUAGAAACCGCAAGACUGCAAAUGUUGAAGAUUCUGAUAUGCCUGAUCAUGAUUUAGAGCCUCCGAGAUUUGCUCAGUUGGCUUUGGAGCGUGUCCUUCAGGACUGGAAUGCGUUGAAAUCGAUGAUAAUGUUUGGAUCACAGGAAAGCAAGGACCCGCUUAGUGCAAGCAGUCGGAUAGCUCAUCUCCUACCAGAAGAACAGGUAUACCUUUCUCAGCAAAGUGGCACAAUUCGUCUAGACUGCUUCACACAUUGUCUCAUCGUGAAGUGUACAGCUGACAUUUUGCUUUUGGAUACCUUACUUGGAACACUGGUGAAGGAGCUACAGAACAAAUAUACUCCAGGACGCCGAGAAGAAGCCAUCACCGUCACCAUGAGAUUUCUACGCUCAGUAGCAAGAGUAUUUGUCAUACUUAGUGUGGAAAUGGCUUCAUCAAAGAAAAAAAACAAUUUUGUACCUCAACCAAUUGGCAAAUGUAAGCGGGUAUUCCAAGCUCUCCUACCCUAUGCUGUAGAGGAACUCUGUAAUGUAGCUGAAUCGCUUAUUGUUCCGGUUAGAAUGGGCAUUGCACGCCCAACAGCUCCCUUUACAUUGGCAAGCACCAGUCUAGAUGCUAUGCAAGGCAGUGAAGAGCUGUUCUCAGUUGAGCCACUUCCUCCAAGGCAGUCAUCUGAUCAAUCUACCAGUUCCAGCCAGUCACAGUCUUCAUACAUCAUUCGUAAUCCUCAGCAGCGACACAUUAGCCAGUCGCAACCUGUUCGCGGCAGAGAUGAAGAGCAAGAUGAUAUUGUGACAGCAGAUGUGGAAGAGGUUGAGGUCGUUGAAGGAGUAGCUGGAGAAGAAGACCAUCAUGAUGAGCAAGAAGAGCAGGGUGAAGAAAAUACUGAAGCUGAGGGGCAACAUGAUGAGCAUGAUGACGAUGGGAGUGAUAUGGAACUUGAUCUCUUGGCAGCAGCAGAGACUGAAAGUGACAGUGAAAGCAACCAUAGCAAUCAGGACAAUGCCAGUGGACGCAGGAGUGUUGUCACUGCAGCUACCGCAGGAUCUGAAGCAGGUGCGAGCAGCGUUCCAGCCUUUUUCUCAGAGGAUGACUCUCAAUCCAAUGACUCCAGUGAUUCUGACAGUAGCAGCAGCCAGAGUGAUGAUGAAGAACAGGAUACAUUUUUGCAGGAUGAGCCUUUGGAGAGAACCACCAGCAGUUCUCAUGCAAACAGUGCAGCUCAGGCACCACGCUCCAUGCAAUGGGCUGUACGCAGUACCCAGAACCAAAGGUCAACUAAUACAACUCCAUCUAGUACUAGCACUCCUGCAGGGGGCUCAGCAGGUUUAAUUUAUAUUGACCCUUCAACCUUGCGACGCAGUGCUACCAUCAGUACUAGUGCAGCAGCAGCAGCAGCGGCUCUGGAAGCAAGCAAUUCCAGCAGUUACCUCACGUCAGCAAGCAGCCUGGCACGAGCCUAUAGUAUUGUCAUACGGCAGAUCUCUGACCUCAUGGGUUUAAUUCCAAAGUACAACCACUUGGUGUACUCUCAGAUACCAGCUGCCUUGAAAAUAACAUACCAAGAUGCCAUGAACUUGCAGAAUUAUGUGGAGGAAAAGCUGAUGCCUACAUGGAACUGGAUGGUUAGCAUCAUGGACUCCACUGAGGCACAGUUACGGUAUGGUUCGGCGUUAUCCUCUGCUGGGGAUCCUGGUCAUCCCAGCCAUCCUUUACAUGCUUCUCAAAAUUCUGCCAGGCGUGAGAGACUAACAGCACGUGAAGAGGCCAGUUUGCGAACACUAGAGGGAAGAAGACGUGCUACUUUGUUGAAUGCUCGUCAAGGAAUGAUGUCUGCACGUGGUGAUUUUCUCAAUUAUGCCCUUUCUCUCAUGCGUUCCCAUAAUGAUGAACAUUCUGAUGUCCUGCCAGUGUUGGAUGUUUGCUCAUUAAAGCAUGUAGCAUACGUUUUCCAGGCACUUAUUUAUUGGAUUAAAGCAAUGAACCAGCAGACAACAUUGGAUACGCCACAGCUAGAUCGAAAACGGUAG
Messenger RNA from Rhincodon typus (whale shark), 2749 nucleotides. RefSeq names its product E3 ubiquitin-protein ligase UBR5. Gene Ontology annotation, biological process: protein polyubiquitination; DNA damage response; regulation of double-strand break repair. The annotation marks the transcript as partial. Gene Ontology annotation, cellular component: nucleus. NCBI's taxonomy places the organism in Eukaryota, Metazoa, Chordata, Chondrichthyes, Orectolobiformes, Rhincodontidae. Gene Ontology annotation, molecular function: zinc ion binding. The transcript is spliced from 17 exons. The record is from RefSeq and is a predicted model, not a curated record.